ACGCGUUUUAACGCUAAUGACUUAAUAGUUCCUAUUCUAAUAAAUUACCUGGUUAGAAAGUUACUUAAUAGCUAGCAGUAGUGAUUUCUCCCUCUCUCGACGAGUUAUCAAAUCCCAGUACGAAUUGUCUGCACCGCAAUGCUUGGCAUUGUACUUAGCUCCUUUCAUAAAGCGCAGUCUUAUUUUUAAGAGAAAUAUCUAAAGACAAAGUUUUUCAUACAGUACAGUGGAAAAGGCCAGCGAAAUAAUUAUUUAGCGCAUUAUAUGAAACAAGAGACAAUGUUAUAUGACAUACGACGACAUUUAAAUUGUUGAUAAUCGAGGGGAAAACAGCCAGGCAACAGGAUUUACCAAAUUGAAUCCACUAGUUCGCCAAGGACCAAUCAUAGUCUCUUCCGGUGAAGUUCUCCUUCGUGUCACUAGCGAAACGUCGUGGGAAUAGUGUUGCGCAGUAAAUCUGUGCAAUAUCUACCAUCCAGGGCUAUUUGUAAGUUCUAUGACUAUGUCAAGUGAGGAGUUUCACAGCUUUGAUUUGUCAGCUUCAGAUGAAGACUUUGAGCUUCCAGUGGAACUGACCAAACGCAAAAAACAGGCAGAGCGGCGUUCACUGCCACCGAAGAGGCCAAGACGCAUAUAUCCAUUGAGCGCUACACUGAACAAGGCUAGUUCCCCCGUUCUCUCCAUGCCAGAAACUUCUCAGGAGGAGCAGUCUUCCCAAGAUAGAUCCUGGAAACCUUUACCCAGGACGGGGAGAAGAGCGCUGAACAGCGGCGACAAGGCUGUCAGUCCAAAGGAUAUAUAUGAUUCUGUUAGCUCUGGAAAGAGUGACCUAUUGACGGUGGUUGAAGAUUGGCUGGACUACUACAAGAAGGGUCGUGAGCAAGGAUUGCUGGUGCUCAUCAACUUCAUUGUUAGGUGCUGUGGAUGCCAAGGUGUGGUUAGCAGAGAGAUGCUCGAUUCCAUGGAAAAUGCAGAAAUCAUCGCCACGCUAACCAAACAGCUCAAUCAGGAGUCAGCGAGAUACCCUUUGUCCAGAACGGGCUCCUCGCUUAAGCGAUUCCGAUCGGGCCUUUGCGAGUUUGCCCACAUGCUGGUGCGCUGCUGUCGCAGUUUCAUUUAUGAUGACUACCUCUUCCCCUCCUUGUUCUCUCUCCUAACUGGGCUGUCUGACUCCCAAGUUAGGGCAUUCAGACAUACCAGCACUUUGAUUGCCAUAAAGCUGAUGUCAGGUCUGGUGGAGGUGGUUGUGGCAGUGUCCCUUCAACUGCAAACUGUCCAGUGGCGGUACCGCCUGGAGGAAGGCAAGAGCAAGGAGGCUCAAGACUCUGAGCGACUGGAGGAUCUCAAGGGUACCAUCAGUGAGCUGCUGGAAAACAAGGAGGAGCUGUCAUCUAUGAUGAAUGCCACCUUUCGGGGCAUUUUUGUACACCGCUACCGCGAUCGAGUGGUAGCAAUCAGGGCGGCUUGCAUAGAGGAGCUGGGUGUGUGGAUCAGAACAGACCCUGAAGGCUUCCUCAAUGACGGCUGUAUCAAAUACCUGGGGUGGAUGUUGAAUGACAAGGAAAGUGUGGUGCGUCUACAGUGUGUGCGAAUCCUGCGGCUUCUCUAUCAGGAGAAGGGCUUCAUUGGCCGCUUGGAGCUUUUCACCAGCAGAUUUAAAAAGAGGAUUCUAAACAUGGUAAUGGACAAGGACUAUGAGGUUGCUGUGGAAGUGGUCAAGCUACUUCUGCAAAUCCAUCAGAGCAACAAAUAUGCUACGCAAACAAUCAUAAAAUGCCCUGAGGAGGUCAUCGAGUUCAGGAGCGUGGAGGAAGGCCUGCAGGAGGAGGAGUGUGCUCAGAUCUAUUCACUGGUUUACACCACCAACCGCAGUCUGGCAUGUGCAGCUGGCUUAUUCCUCUAUACGAGGCUGAAAAGUAUGAUUAGCAGUGACAAUGAGAAGGACAUCAAUAGUGAAUUCAUCCAAAUCCUCAUCUCCUUCCACAUCCAGAGUGGGCUUCAUGAGCAGGGAAUUUAUCUGGUGGACAGCCUAUGGGAUGCUGUGGAUUCUGAGCUGAAAGAUUGGGAGUGCAUGACAACACUUUUGCUACAGGACACUGGUUUGGUUAACAAAGAAGAGGACGCGCUCAUCGAAUUGAUGGUAUGUGCGAUCCGACGGGCAGCGGAUCCAACCCCACCUAUUGGUAGAGUCCAUGUCAAGAAGGGCUUGAACGUCAAACAAAAAAAGACCCAGGAACAUAGCAGGCGGCGUAUCACGGCCCAUUUUAUCCCUUUACUGACACAGCUGCUGGCCAAGUACUCUGCAGAUGCAAGGAAGGUACACUUCCUCCUGCAAGUGCCACUAUAUUUUGACCUGGACAUGUACAGCAGCGCACAGCGGAUGGAGAAGCAUCUUGACCAAUUGCUGGCUCAGAUAUGCUGGAUUGUAGAGAAGCACACUGAUAAGGCUGUGUUGGAGAAGUGUAGUAAACUGAUUAACGUGCUUUGCUCCGACAGCCACACCUUCUCUUCUCGCUCUUACCGGGCAUUUAGUCAACUGUUUGACAGCCUGACUGAGUGCUUCAACACCGGUUUGAGUGAGCUGAUGCAGGGUCCAGCUGAUGAUGAUGAUUUCAAUGCAGCUAUGACCUUGAAAAGGAUUGCAGCCUUGGUCAGUGGCAAAAACCUAUCGACUGGGAGACUGUUUUACUCCUGCAUGGACCUUCUUAAAACCAGGCUGGAGUCCAGACACCUUGAUGAGGAACUUGUGGUGGCAGCUCUGAGGUGCUGUGCCUUACACCUGAUGUGGGCUAAAGUGACUGUGCCCUCGCUUCCAUCUCAGGAUGAAGUAAACCACCUGAAGAAGCAGGCGUGCUCAUUCUGUAAAAUUUGCCAAGUGUGUCUGUCUCUUGGCCAAGCUGAGAUCAGGGAUCAGGCUUUUGACUUCCUGUGUGACCUCCUGAUGAUUUACAGUCCCAAAGCAGUCAUCUCUGAACCUGCGCUCCAAAACUUGUACCACAGGCCCUCUGAUUCCCUGCGUGCAGAGAUGGCGGGUUUCCUUCUGGAUUAUGUCUUCUCAGACACUGAUGAUAUGGAGUUGGAAGAUCAGGAGGAGGAGAUCAAACUUCGACAGAAGAAGCGUAACCAGCUUGCUAGCUUCUGUAAGUUGGUCAUCUAUGGCGUUAUUGACCUGACGGCUGCCACAGACGUCUUCAAGUACUAUGACAAGUGCUUUCAGGACUUUGGUGACAUAAUCAAAGAGACCAUAAUGAAGACAAAGCUCAUCAACCCUGUUUUGAGUGCCAGGACUCUCUGCCUGACUAUACAGCAGCUGUAUACAGAGAUGUUAACAGAGGUGGUCAGCAAGAAGAAUAUUGACGAGAUUAGACAUUUGGCCAGGAAGCUCGCCUUGACUUUUGGGAAUAACCUUGUGAAUGCUUGCAAACCACUGGUCUAUCUGCAUAUGGAUGGCAUACGUUUUGCCUUCCGAGCACCCCAGGAAGGGGAAGAGCAAUACCCCAAUGUGGCCUUCCUGGAAAUCCUUAGCGAGUUCAGCUUUAAGCUACUGCAACAGGACAAGACCCAUUUGGCCGGUUUCCUGAAAUCCCAGUGUCCCUCUGCUCUCCUCUCUUGGCAAUCAGUCAGCGUGUACUGGCGCUCUCUGGAGGGCACUGCUGCCAAGCUGAGGGACAAAGCUGAAGCAGUCAGUCCACAAGCCAUCCCAGUCGUCAAACACCAGAAGACCACUACUCGAGGUUCACAUGCCACCUCCAGGAAAGAAUCCCGGUUGGACAGCAGCAGUAUCCAUGGUGGUCUACCCACCCCGACCCUCACCUCCACUGCCCAGAAGCAGCCACGCAUUGUUGCGUGCACGAGUGAUGUCCUCUUGGAAUCCGAUAUUGGCAGUGAUUCGACUGAACUGGAGUCUGAGGAUGAAUUCUCCUCAGGAUCCCAGAUGCCGGAUUUGAUUCUCACGAAGAGAUCAAACUCCACCGAAGAUGACAAAGAACCAAGCACAUCCUUAUUGCCGCCGAUGGAGGAGUGCGACGUAGAGCAAGAGGAACCAAUGUCUGAUGAAGCUGAAAGUGAUUCUUCAUCCGUGCCGCCUUCCACCCAGCACAGAAGUGUCUUUGAACUGUUCAACUGAGACACACUAGCCAACAGUUUUUUGUUCUGUUUUGUUAUAGAAGGAUGUUCCUAAAGGAUUUCAGCCAAUAAUUUUGUUGGAGUCUUAGCAAGCACUAUGAAAUGGAUUUUAAAAGGCUCUACAUUAUUGUUAGGAUACCGUAAGUUGUUGUUGUUGUUGUUGUUCAGAAGAGCUGUUUUAUUUUGAUUGGUAUACUUGUUUGACUCUAAUGGUGAAAUGUUCAAAUCUGUCUUGAUCAUUAAUCAUAUGAAUUUACUAUGCCCUCAUAUUUGUUAUGCAUUCAUACUUAAAUAUUUUCAAUACUAUAUUGUAUAUAGUGAAAUACAAUAUUUUCAAUAUGGUGAUGUGAUUCUCAGUUUGAAUAAAAUGCUCUGGAGAAGAAAA
Molecule: messenger RNA, 4510 nt
Organism: Syngnathoides biaculeatus (alligator pipefish)
Lineage: Eukaryota; Metazoa; Chordata; Actinopteri; Syngnathiformes; Syngnathidae
Product: cohesin subunit SA-1-like
Exons: 33
Coding region: 497-4126 (1209 amino acids)
Biological process (GO): sister chromatid cohesion
Cellular component (GO): cohesin complex; chromatin; nucleus
Molecular function (GO): chromatin binding
Source: RefSeq, a predicted model, not a curated record